Molecule: messenger RNA, 1299 nt
Organism: Pipistrellus nathusii (Nathusius's pipistrelle)
Lineage: Eukaryota; Metazoa; Chordata; Mammalia; Chiroptera; Vespertilionidae
Source: the annotation of a GenBank genome assembly
AUGCAGCUCUGCCUGCUCCUCUGCCUGGCGCUGCUCAGCCCACAGGGCGCCAGCCUCCACCACCGGCACUUCUGGACCAAGAAGAGGGCCAGGGAGCUGCCGGCCACGGCCACGGCCGCCGUGGCCACGGCCACGGCCACCACGGCCGCCACAGCCACCCCUGCUCACAGGAACUUCACCUUUGACCUCUUCAGGGCCUUGGUGGCCGCCAGCCCCGGCCAGAACGUCUUCUUCUCCCCGCUGAGCGUCGCCAUGCCGCUGGCCAUGGUCUCCCUGGGGGCGCGGGCCCGCACGAAGGCGCAGAUCCUGGAGGGCCUGGGCCUCCACGCCCGGGGGGCCCCCGAGGAGGAGGCCGCGCUGCACCGGGGCUUCCAGCGGCGGCUGCAGGGGCUGCGCCGGCCCCGGGGGGACCUGCAGCUGAGCCUGGGCAGCGCGCUGUUCGUCCGGCCGGCCGUGCGCGUCCGGGACGCCGUCCUGAGCGCCCUGAGGACCCUGUACCUGGCCGACGCCGUGCCCACCUGCUUUGAGGACCCCGCGGUGGCCCAGAGGCAGAUCAACGCGUACGUGGCCCAGCGGACGGAGGGCAGGAUCGUGGACCUGGCGAAGGACCUGGACAGCUCCGAGGUCCUGGUCCUGGUGAGCUACAUCUUCUUCAGAGCUAAGUGGGAGACGCGCUUUGACCCUCAGAGCACCCGCCAGCAGGCCUUCCACGUGGUCCCGCAGACGACGGUGCAGGUGCCCAUGAUGAGGCGCGAGGGCGAGUUCGACUACCUCCUGGACCGCAGCCUCUCCUGCAGGGUCGUGAGGCUGCCCUACCACGGCAACGCCACGGCCCUCUUCAUCCUCCCCGGCGAGGGCCGCAUGAAGAAGGCGGAGGCCGGCCUGGACCAGCACACCCUGGCCAGGUGGCUCAGGAAGCUCACCAAGAGGAGGCUCCAGCUCUCCCUUCCCAAGUUCUCCAUCGAGGGCUCCUACCAGCUGGAGAAGGUCCUCCCCACGCUGGGCAUCCGGGACCUCUUCACCUCCCGCGCCAACCUGGCCGGCUUCACCAACCACUCCGACAUCCAGGUGUCCCAGAUGGUGCACAGAGCCGUGGCAGAGGUGGACGAGGCGGGGACGCAGGCGGCCGCAGCCACGGGCGUGGUGGUCGCGUUCCGGUCGGCCCGAGUGGGCGCUCAGACGAUGGUGUUCGACAGGCCCUUCCUGCUGGCCAUCGUGAGCGCGGAGGGCGUGCUCUUCCUGGGCAAGGUGGUCCGCCCCGCGGGGGGGCCCGCCCCCUCCCCCGCCCCCGCCCCCUGA